AAUCCAAAUUAUCCAAUUCCAAUAUCAAAAGAAGAAGUAAGAAAAAAAUGGACUACGGAUAAUCAAAAAAUAUUUCUUGCAACAUAUUUAUGUAACGGAAAAGAUUUUACUAGUAUUGCACAAAAAACCGGCAAGAAAUCAUCGGAAGUAGUAGAAUAUUAUUAUAUGUUUAAACAUGAUAAAGAUUUUAGAGCAGCUAAAGAAAUGAUAAGAGAAAAUCAUGCUUAUGAAGAAUAUCUUGGAUCAAUUGAAGCAGAAAUGAAAGCAAUUGAAAAAAUGGCUCAAUCUUAUGCGCCAAAAUUUGCUG
This is a messenger RNA of Dentiscutata heterogama, 307 nucleotides long. The record is from the annotation of a GenBank genome assembly. Lineage: Eukaryota; Fungi; Glomeromycota; Glomeromycetes; Diversisporales; Gigasporaceae.